UACCUCUAAUAAUUAAUGUUAUUAUUAUUGUCAUGAUAUUAUUGCAGGGAUACUUUUUUCCUUCAAGUUAACCUAAUGUUUUUUUCUCGAAACAGUCUUCACGGACUUGCCUAUUAGCAUCAUUGACGGCAUCUUGUGUAGUGAAAUUUCAAUCCCUGCACAUUGCUGCAGUCUGUUCAUCAUCCUGUAGUCUCAGUGUCAUACGCCCGUCCCUUAACCACCGUGCUGUUGGGUAUAUGCGCUCUUUUUUGCCAAUCACAUUGCCAUUGAAUUGUGGUUACCACCACAGAACUCUUUUUAUAUCCAUGCGAGGGAUCGUGGAGCACUCGACUGAUCCAAAAAAGUGGUAUAACAAGGAAAAUUCCGAGAUUAAGAAACAAUACCGCUGUGGCAUCCCUCUUGGAAGUGAGGAGGUCCGGCGGCGAGAAAUGGAAAAGCGCUUAGCGGAUGAAGAAUUUGUCAAUUGGAACCAUGUUAUCUAUACAGGCAUCGCUAUGGGGCUGUUGUUAAUUGGGCUCAACUUAAUUGUAGAGUUCGCUGAACCUAUUCCAUCCCCUGAAUAUGUUCCGUAUGAAUACCCUAAAAAGGAAUAAACCACUAUCCACAACAGGGAUGUCGAUACCAUCGCAAGGAGCGAUAAAGGAAAAUUGUGGAGCUGAAGAACGAAUUCUUUACAUCUUUCUAAUGGAUCCGCUAAUGUUUUAGGUAACAAGAGGGUAUAUCUAUCCGUUUAUCCCCCACACAAAAUAGUACUUCACCUCACCGUAUGACCAAUUUCUACUUGAAAGACUGGGUGGGUGAGGGAGAAGCUAGCUCUUCCACUUAUUUUUAUUGAAUGUUUGGGGUCCCCAGUGUGUAUAUCAUCGUGACAAUAUUCGUGGUGAACCAAAAAAAUAGCCACUCUUUUU
Molecule: messenger RNA, 908 nt
Organism: Phytomonas sp. Hart1
Lineage: Eukaryota; Euglenozoa; Kinetoplastea; Trypanosomatida; Trypanosomatidae
Source: the annotation of a GenBank genome assembly